Molecule: messenger RNA, 2925 nt
Organism: Hyalella azteca
Lineage: Eukaryota; Metazoa; Arthropoda; Malacostraca; Amphipoda; Hyalellidae
Product: heat shock 70 kDa protein
Exons: 2
Coding region: 13-1971 (652 amino acids)
Biological process (GO): protein refolding; cellular response to unfolded protein
Cellular component (GO): cytoplasm
Molecular function (GO): ATP-dependent protein folding chaperone; misfolded protein binding; ATP binding
Source: RefSeq, a predicted model, not a curated record
UUGAGGCCAAAGAUGAUGGCGGGCAGUGUGGCUGUAGGGAUGGACCUGGGCACGACAUUUUCGUGCGUGGGCGUCUGGCGAAAUGGGCGCACGGAAAUAAUCGCUGACGCAAAAACUGGCGCGCGACUCACGCCAUCGUGCGUGGCUUUUACUGAAGAAGGCUUGUACGUCGGGGAAGCUGCGGCUGCCCAGGCAUCAAUGAACCCUGCAAACACCCUGUAUGAGACCAAACGUCUCAUUGGCCGGCGUUACAGUGACCCUUCUCUCCGCAAAGAUAUAAACAAUUUUUCUUAUUCGGUGCGUGACAACGGUAACAACUCGCCUGUUAUCCAACUGCAGUACCGAGAUGAGGCUGUUGAACUGUGGCCCGAGCAAGUAAGCGCCCUUGUUCUGGAUCAUCUGAAGAAAGUUGCUGAAAAUUACUUGGACUGCGAGGUGACCGAAGUUGUCAUUACUGUACCUGCCUAUUUCAGCGACUCCCAGAGACAGGCCACCAAAGACGCUGCUCGUAUCGCCGGUCUGUCGGUUCUCCGGAUCAUCAAUGAACCCACUGCUGCAGCGCUGGCUUAUGGCAUUCACCGCCACACUUAUGGCCAUAGAACCGUGCUUGUCUUUGAUUUGGGUGGUGGCACAUUUGAUGUUUCAUUGCUGGAUGUGGUGCAGAGUCAGUAUAAACCUGCACGGUAUACGGUAAAGGCUGUGACCGGAGAUACCAACCUCGGUGGUACGGACUUUGAUAGAAUCCUUAUGGACUACUGCCUCAAUGAUAUCCGCAAACGGCAUCUGAUGGAACUUGGUACAAAUGUAAGGGCGAAGAUCCGACUGAAGAAGGAGUGCGAAAAGGCGAAGUGCAGGUUGUCGGUGUCAAUGACGACAGUGAUCGACGUGCCUGGUCUUAUCAAAGGACGAGACUACUCUUGCACCCUCACACGGGCCAAGUUCGAUAUGCUCUGCAGUCAACUCUUCGGAAGAACAAUGCAAAUCUUAAGGCAGUUCUUGAGCGAAAACAACGCUGAAGUUUCCUCUGUUGAUGACGUUGUUCUCGUUGGUGGGUCUACAAGAAUUCCUAAAAUCAGGUCAAAUCUUGCUGAACUUUUUGGUGAAUCUAAAAUUCGUCAGACGAUCAAUGCGGAUGAAGCUGUUGCCACCGGCGCCGCAGUUCUAGCCGCCAUCGUGUCAGGGGACAACAGCAUCGACAACUUACACAUCGCUGACGUCAUCCCUUUGUCUCUGGGGCUGGCAGACGCGGAUGAAAAAAUGGUGGUUGUGAUGGACAAGAACACCUCCAUUCCCGCCAGAGUAACUCAGCCAACGUGGACCACAGUGACGGACUUCCAGACUCGCUGCAGGCUAAAGGUAUACGAAGGAGAAUUCCCAUUAAUUAAGGACAACUUGCUCCUUGGUUCCUUUCUUCUGGAGAACAUCCAGUCGGCCAGGCAAGGAGUACCCAAGCUGGCCGUAACAUUCUCAGUGGAUGAAAACGGCAUCCUGACUGUUGAGGCCGUGGAUCAAGCCACCAAAAACAACAAGCAAGUCCAAAUCGCGGCAAGGACAGGGAGACUUUCCGUCCAGGAAGUGGACGUGAUGGCAAGAACCCAUGCCCGGUUCACGUUGGAGGAGCUGGUUGACUCGAAAGACGAUCAGAGCUCUUCUUCCGAUGAGGAAAUGGAAGAUGAGGAGGAAGAAAAAGAAGAGCAUCAAACACAAGAGGAUAUCGAAAGACUAGAAGCUAAAGCCAAGGACCGCUUGAUGUCUUUGUGCUUCAGAACGAAGUUGUUGUUUGGUUCUGUCAGCUCACGUGACGUGAUCAACGACGCCGACAGGGCGGCGGUUCUGCGCGAGACCGACGACCUCCUCGAAUGGAUGCACACGCGUGCACCCAACGGACGAGAAUGUCGGCAGAAACUUGUCGGUUUUGAGGAAACUCUUAAGGGUUUCCAUGAGCAAAUUGCUUACUAUGCUCGCUCGUAAAUGAGUUCUUUAUUAUGGCCGUAAUAGGCCAAUGCAACACCGCGUAACAGGCCUCGUGCAACACCGAACCUUCAGCCUGUAAAACAGGCCAGGGCAACACCUAUAACAGGCCUUUGCAACACCUGUAACAUACCUUUGCAACACCUGUAACAGACCUUUGCAACACCUCGUAUUCUUCUGUGCUCUCUUAUAUCUAUGAUACAGUUUUCUUUCAAUGCCGUGUGUAGAUAAGAACUCUAUUCACUUUAUUUGUACCUCACGAUUUUUAUGUAUUCUAUGUUAAAAGUUUAGUUAUAAAUUAAUUUAAUAGGUCAACGCAAGUUGUGAACAGCUCAGAGCGACCCUUAAAUUUUGACCCAGAAUGCAACUUGACCCAGAAUGCAAAAUUAGCUCCGAAGAGUUAGGAAUUGCUGAUUUUCUUCACUUUUAUAAACCUGUAGCUAACUGCAGAAACUGCUGGCGAAAAGUAGCUAAUUUGAUGCUCAGUUGACGAUCUGUUCUUAUUCUUCUUAUUCUUUUGUGGUAAAUUUUUAGCCUUAUUCUUCCAUAGUAUUUCUUAUUAUUCUUCCGUGUUGAUUCUCUCACUUUUGAUCUUGAUUACGUGACAGAAUUUAUGCACAUUCCCUAUACAAAUGUUUUUGUUAAUGUAGAAUAAUCUCAUAACUUUGAGUUAAUUUUGAUUAAUUAAUUCCUCUAAGUCUGAUUAAUUGCAGGAGAGAAUCUGUCUGUGGGCAAUAUUUCCUGAGUGAAACUAUGCUUUAUCGUGUUGCACAAAUAUUAAAUUUCAUUCCUAUGUAUAUAUUCUACUAUAGCAUAGGAACUGAUGAUUUACACAAGAAGCGAUUUUAGGUAAUGACUUGGAAGCGAGUUGUAAGCAAUGUACCAGUACAGUCAAAAGGAUCAAAGUUCGUUUCCUAGCUUUAGUUUUAUGAACAGUUCAUAAAUUUCGGAAAA